CGCAUUGUAAUGAACUAAAGCGAUUUCAAAAGCGCGUUUUUAAAUCGAAGUACACUACGCUUAAGCAACGAAACAGGGAUAGUGGAGCUUUGUUUGCAACCAUGGAGGAAACGAUACCCUUCAAAACCCUUCACAGCAGAGAGUACCAAGGCCACAAGAAGAAGGUGCAUUCAGUGGCAUGGAAUUGUGCGGGAACAAAAUUGGCUUCUGGUUCCGUCGACCAGACGGCACGAGUUUGGCACAUUGAACCUUAUGGACACGGUAAAGUUAAAGAUAUUGAGCUAAAAGGGCACACUGACAGUGUUGAUCAGUUAUGCUGGGAUCCAAAGCAUGCUGAUUUGAUUGCAACUGCAUCAGGCGACAAGACCGUCCGAUUGUGGGAUGCUCGUAGUGGGAAAUGCUCACAGCAAGCAGAACUUAGUGGGGAGAAUAUAAAUAUCACCUACAAACCUGAUGGCACUCAUGUAGCCGUUGGUAAUAGGGACGAUGAGUUAACAAUCUUGGAUGUUCGCAAAUUUAAACCCAUACAUAAACGCAAGUUCAACUAUGAGGUGAAUGAGAUAGCUUGGAACAUUACCGGUGACUUAUUCUUUUUAACUACCGGAAAUGGCACCGUGGAAGUACUUGCUUAUCCAACCCUUCGAGCUGUUGAUACCCUCAUGGCUCAUACAGCCGGUUGCUAUUGCAUUGCAAUCGACCCACUAGGAAGAUAUUUUGCUGUGGGGAGUGCUGAUUCAUUAGUCAGCCUUUGGGAUAUCAAGGAGAUGCUCUGUGUCCGUACAUUCACAAAACUUGAAUGGCCUGUUCGGACAAUAAGUUUCAACCACACUGGGGAAUACAUUGCUUCUGCCAGCGAGGACUUGUUUAUUGACAUAUCACAUGUCCAAACAGGGCGACCAGCCCACCAAAUCCCCUGCCGAGCUGCCAUGAACAGCGUGGAAUGGAAUCCCAAAUACAACUUACUUGCCUACGCCGGAGACGACAAGAACAAAUACCAGGCCGAUGAAGGUGUUUUCCGAGUAUUCGGCUUUGAGAGCGCAUAGAAAGGCCAGGCUUGAGCCCGAAUUCAGGGUUUUAGUUAUCAUUGUUUUUGUCCCUUAAAAAGAAUAGAUGAUAGAUCUUUAUGGUAAUUGUCCUGCGAAUCUACAGAAGAAUUGUGCAAAGACUUGAAAAAAAAUGUAACAAAGUGAGGGCUAAAAUGUUUGUUUUAUUCAGUGCUGUCUGCUUGUUUCA
Messenger RNA from Andrographis paniculata, 1233 nucleotides. RefSeq names its product THO complex subunit 3. The transcript has 11 exons. Gene Ontology annotation, cellular component: THO complex part of transcription export complex. The record is from RefSeq and is a predicted model, not a curated record. Lineage: Eukaryota; Viridiplantae; Streptophyta; Magnoliopsida; Lamiales; Acanthaceae. Gene Ontology annotation, biological process: mRNA export from nucleus. The coding region runs from base 102 to 1043 and encodes 313 amino acids. Gene Ontology annotation, molecular function: protein binding.